AUGGCCGUCUCCGAUAACUUACCCUACAUUCCCUUUGGGUUCGACGGUCUUAAGAUGAUGAACGAUAGCGAUUGCCAGACGGUGCGCAAUGCUAAGUUGCCCGAAAUGAAGGACAUGGUAUACGAAUGCGACAAGAUAAGCCUGUGUUUAAAGAGUCCGGAGCUCUUCUUGCGACAUGUGCCGGGCAUUAUCGAGAAUUUGGAUGAGAAGGAGCUUAGCACACGGGACAAUCGGAUGCAGACCAGUGGACGUGGCCAGACCAAGAAGAAUGCCAGAAUUGAAUGCCGAUUGAGAUCACACAUCUCAAAACGUAUGAACAGUAGCUCCAAGAUGACCAAGACGGCCAAGAGACGGAUGCAGACAAAGACCAAGAAGGCUUUAUCGUUCUUCAGGAAUCAUCGCCGGUUGCUCCGCAGGCAGGGCAUCGAGGAUCUGCUGCAUCUGGCCGAACGUGGCCUCAUCGAACCGAUCACCGCCGCCAUGGCCGUCUCCGAUAACUUACCCUGCAUUCCCUUUGGGUUCGACGGUCUUAAGAUGAUGAACAAUAGCGAUUGCCAGACGGUGCGCAAUGCCAAGUUGCCCGAAAUGAAGGACAUGGUAUACGAAUGCGACAAGAUAAGCCUGUGCUUAAAGAGUCCGGAGCUCUUCUUGCACCAUGUGCUGGGCAUUAUCAAGAAUUUGGAUGAGAAGGAGCUUAGCACACAGGACAAUCGGAUGCGGGCCAGUGGACGUGGCCAGACCAAGAAGAAUGCCAGAAUUGAAUGCCGAUUGAGAUCGUCAUUGACUCUUCCAUAUACGAUUGGAGUCAUUGUGCCCGCCAAAGAGGGUCAGCCACAGGGCAAGGCCGUAUCAAGUGGCACGCUCCCCACAAUGAACGGGCGUGGCCAUAUCGACGUGGACCCAGGUGCCGGGAUAAUGGAAUCCAAAAUGGGCGGCAAUGAAGAGUCCGGCGCAGGAGGAUUGGGCGUUCUGACGAUCCGCCACCGAACCGUCGACAUCUGGAGCGUGGCCUGUCUGUUGUGGGAGCUGGCCACCAAGACCUAUCUAUUCGAUACCCAGUCGAAACGGGGCAAAGACGGUAAGGAUGAGGCCCAUCUAGCAAAAAUCGUCGAGACCAACGGCGAACUAUCCAACAGAGAAAGCCUGAGGCCCACUAAACUGACCAAUUUGCUAAUCAGAUGCAAAGGAUGGACGACUCGCAAAGCCACGGAAUUCGUGGAUUUCCUAAUGCCCAUGCUGAAUACCGAUCCAUUAAAGCGCACCUCCGCUUGCAAAGCCUUGGGUAGCCCCUAG
Messenger RNA from Drosophila mauritiana, 1293 nucleotides. RefSeq lists its product as uncharacterized. The record is from RefSeq and is a predicted model, not a curated record. Bases 1 to 1293 code for a protein of 430 amino acids. NCBI's taxonomy places the organism in Eukaryota, Metazoa, Arthropoda, Insecta, Diptera, Drosophilidae. The transcript has 5 exons. Gene Ontology annotation, molecular function: protein kinase activity; ATP binding. Gene Ontology annotation, biological process: spliceosomal complex assembly; protein phosphorylation; regulation of mRNA processing.